This is a messenger RNA of Arctia plantaginis, 1377 nucleotides long. Lineage: Eukaryota; Metazoa; Arthropoda; Insecta; Lepidoptera; Erebidae. The record is from the annotation of a GenBank genome assembly.
AUGACAGUGUUUGUUACAACAUUUUUGGUAGCCUUAGUUUAUCUCAGUGAUAUUCAGGUUGCAGCUUUUAUAAAAUCAAACGACUUCGGUAUUGAAAAUCAUUUGGGUUCACGCACUCCGUACAGGUUUAAGUAUAAUAAAAAUGACUCUCGAGUUAUUUAUGAAAAUUGCAGAGACCAUAAAAUCUGGAUGGUGAUUCGCCAUGGCACACGUCUUCCUGGUGUUAAAGACAUAAUGAAAGCUCAAAAUCUUACAAAAAUAAAGCAGGAGAUAUUAUUGCAGCACAGUAAUGGAAAAGGUCAAUUAAGUAUGAAACAAUUAAAGCAAAUGGAAGACUGGUAUAAUGAUAUUCCUCUUGAACGUGAUAAAUUUUUGACGCUGGAAGGCCAAAAUGAAAUGAUACAGUUAGCUGAGAGAAUGCAGAGAAGAUUUCCUCAUGCAAUGAAGCAAUCAUAUGAUAAUAAGACAAUUUUAUUCCGUUACACAGCCACACAGAGAGCUCAGCAGAGUGCAAGAUAUUUUGCAACUGGAUUAUUUGGUGAAAAAGAUGUGAAAAGAAUCGUAUUUCCUCCCGCCCACAAAAUCGACAAAGUUUUGAGGUUUUACAAAUACUGUGAUAAGUGGCAAAAGCAAGUUAAGAAAAAUCCAGAAACUUACAAGGAAUACAACUUGUUUGGUAUUAGUCGGGAAAUGAAUGAGACCUUGGAGUAUGUGUCUAAAAGACUAGGUCUUACAAAUGUACUCACAUUGGAAAUGGUGAAUACCAUUUACAAGUUAUGUGGAUAUGAGACAGCAUGGCACAAACGACACAUAUCAGUGUGGUGUAAUGCAUUUGAUGAUAAGAGUAUUAAGGUUCUGGAAUACUACCAUGAUUUACGUUCGUAUUGGUUGGAUGGUUACGCGAAUGAAUUGACAUAUCGCCAGGGGUGCGUCUCUAUGAGACACAUGUUCAAUAGUUUGACCAAAGAAAACCGCCCCCGUGCAACAUUCCUAUUUACACAUUCCGGUACACUUGUAAAGAUUUUAGCGCAUUUGGGGCUGUAUAAGCCAGAAGCGCCACUCACAGGCUCGAAUAUGGUGAACGAUAGACAGUGGAGGACUUCGGAUAUCGAUAGUUUUGCCGCUAAUUUAGCCUUUGUUCUGUUUAAGUGUAAAGGUGGCGACCGUGUAUUGACUCUACACCAAGAAAAAAUAGUUAGACUGCCUAUGUGCUCUGAAGAUCUAUGCCCAUUGAAAAAAUUGACCAAUUACUUUCAGGACUCUAUCCACAAUUGUAACUUUAAUGAGAUUUGCGGCACUGUUGAGGGCAAAGAUGAGGCCACACAAGCCACUAAAAGCAAGUUAAAUUUGACCCUCAGGGUAAAUGAGGAGCUUUGA